GUUAUGUUGCAUUUGUCACACGUGGAUUUGCCAAUAGAAUAAAAAAUAUCAUACGACCAUUUUGGGACUAUCGUGAUGGAGAAAUCCUAGGUCAAGAUAUUCUACCAAUAUUCAUAGUAGUUAGGUAUGAGUACAAAGAAGUGAAGAAAAUGACUAAAGGUUUCAAAGUGAAAUUAGGUGAGGGAGGUUUUGGUUAUGUGUACAAAGGAAAGCUUCAAAGUGGGUUAGAUGUUGCAGUAAAGAUGUUGAGCAAAUCCAAAGAUAGUGGACAAGACUUUGUUAAUGAAGUAUCUACCAUUGGAAGAAUACAUCAUGUGAAUGUAGUUCGGCUUAUUGGAUAUUGUGUUGAAGGAAAAAAACGUUGUCUAAUUUAUGAAUACAUGCUUAAUGGAUCCUUGGAUAAAUACAUUUACUUUAAAGAAGGAAGUGUUCCUUUGAGACAUGAGAAGAUAUAUGAAAUAUCUAUUGGAAUUGCUCAUGGGAUAGCGUAUCUUCAUCGAGAUUGUGAUGUGCAGAUUUUACAUUUCGAUAUCAAGCCUCAUAAUAUUCUUUUAGAUGAUAAUUUUAUUCCAAAGGUUUCAGAUUUUGGACUUGCAAGGUUGUAUCCUGCAAAAAAUGGAUCUAUUAUUUUAACUGCAAUAAGAGGAACAUUAGGCUACAUGGCUCCAGAGUUAUUUUACAAAAAUAUAGGUGGAGUUUCUCAUAAAGCUGAUGUCUAUAGUUUUGGAAUGCUUUUGAUGGAAAUGACGAGUAGGAGAAAAAACUCAAAUCCUCAUACAGAACAUUCAAGUCAACAUUAUUUUCCCUUUUGGAUCCAUGAUCAACUUAAAGAAGACAAAGAUAUUGACAUGGAAG
Vigna umbellata (rice bean) is the source of this 855-nucleotide messenger RNA. The record is from RefSeq and is a predicted model, not a curated record. NCBI's taxonomy places the organism in Eukaryota, Viridiplantae, Streptophyta, Magnoliopsida, Fabales, Fabaceae.